GGAUCAUAAAAUGAGAAAACAGCACAUAACAGAGAUUUAUAAUUUGAAAGCUAUUACAAUUACUGAUGUGUUUGUUUAUAGGGGAGAAAACUGGAGAGUUUCACAGUGAGACGGCAUAUUUCAUGGACCUGGAGACUCAGUACUCCCCUAGCAGGUGGUCUCUGCGGCUGGAUGAGGAUGCUGUGAUUGAGGCUCAUGUAAAGGCAUUGAGUGAAGGUACCCGCCAUGCCCAGGCUGCCACCCAGACACUUCUGAAUGUGCCCUAUGGGAUGGGUGAGGGAGAGAAACUUGAUGUGUAUCUUCCUAAAGAGCACUUUGAAACCUUUCCCCUGGUCCUCUAUAUUCAUGGUGGCUACUGGCAAUUCAUGAGCAAAGAUGUUUCAGGCUUUGCUGCAUGGCCCCUAACGACCCGUGGCAUUGCCUUGGCUGCUGUUGGCUACGAUGUGGCUCCCAAAGGCCAGCUGGAGGUGAUGGUCAGACAGGUGCGACAUAGCGUGGCCUUUGCAGUUCAGCAGUACACAGGGAUCAGUGGUAUUUAUCUACUUGGACACUCAGCAGGGGCCCACCUGGCAGCCAUGGUGCUCUCUACAGAUUGGACAGAAUUUGGCAUUGUGCCAAACAUCAAAGGAGCCUUUUUGGUGAGUGGCAUCUAUGACUUGGAACCCAUCACACACAUCUAUGUCAAUGAUGUAUUGCGCAUGACCCGGGAGGUGGCCUUACAGAAUAGCCCUUUGCAGUGUGUGCCGAAGUUGGAGGGCAAGAGAACUUGCCAAGUACUUGUCGCUGUGGCACAACAUGAUUCACCUGAGUUCCACAGACAGUCCCAGGAAUAUUUUGAGGCUCUACGUGCAGCUGGCUGGAGUGCCUCUUUGCUGGACAUUGGAGACACAGAUCACUUUGAUGUAAUUGAGAAGCUCUCCCAGGAGGACUAUCUCCUCACACAGGUGAUUUUGCAAAUGAUUUCAAGAGGUUGAUAUGUUGGAAAGGGAUGAAGCCCUGCGCCUGAAGUCCCCAUCUACAGCCAUGAGCAUGGCCAGCGCUGAUCAUGCAUGCCCCCUCUUGCACUGUCCCUCUGCUGUGCUCUUUUAUUUCACUCUGGGAUUGGACUUCCUGCCACUCCCCUUUGCAACUGCAGUUUUAUCCAGUGAAGAGCUAUGUUUAGAAGAGGCAAGCCUGUCCAAGUGGAACUCUGAAACAUAUUCUUGCUGAUUGCUUUGGAGGGAAUUGCUUCUUGAUGAGAACCCAGUUCCUUUCCCAUGAACUGUCUGACAUAGAGAAAGAGCCUGUCCGCUCUUGCAAUAAACUGCUUCCCUCACAACUUGCUGAGGACAUUAAAAUAACAUCAGUGCAUACAUUACAUCUGCAUUAUGGUUGUAAAUCACCUUUCUCUAGGAGGUGGUUUAGAAAUGAACCUGUGAACACAGGCAAGACAAUUGCUGCAUAAAUCACCACUUUUUCUUUAUUCCACUUAAGUGUCUGAGCUGAAGGUGGGCUUCCUUCGCUAAGAGCAGUAGUUAAACAUAUAUUCAGUGUUCUGAGUACAUAUGAGCUGCCUUAUACAGUUAGGCUACUAGUCUAUGUAGGCUAGUAGUGCUCUAUGUAUGUGCUAUGGAGGCACACCUCUGUGCCACCGUAGCUUCUUGAAUGAGGGACCUUGAACAUGGGAAACUGCAAAUUUAGAGCAGAACCAGACUAGAGCAGGUAAGAUUAGAUAUGUAAAUGGGACAAGACCAUGACCUCAACUAAAUCUCCUUUAUAUUGAUAAAUGUAUGGCAACCAAGGGGUUCUAUAACACAUGUCACUGGCCCUAGGCAGGGCCCCCAGACUCUGAGCUUUCAUUUUUUUAAAAGGUUAGCUCUCCUAGAAAGUUAUGAAGCAAAAUGUGCAGGUACCCUUCUAAGCAAUUUCUGUGAAAUGAACUAGCCUGGUUGCUUCUGUCUGUCAGUGUUUUUCAUCAAAGAGUGAAGUCAGAGCUGUGAUUAAUAAGUGAAUUGUUUGGACACUAGGCAAUAGGAAUCCCUGUGGUCCUAAAGAGCUGCUGUUUUACCCUCCUUUAGUGUACUUUUCUUGCUUCUGUCUUAUUUUCUAGCAGUCCUUUGAAUCUCUGUAUCUUGCCCUUUUUACCUAGCAACUAGGAUGCAUCUUUCCUGUGGUGGAAUUGUCUGAGACCAAGUACUCCCUAGAAGUUAUUUUCUGCAAAUAUUACUGCACAAUAAAUGUGGGUGGAUGUUAAUCCUCAAACCCCAGAUGGCAAAUACAACAUGUGAAAACUGCAAAAAGGCUUAGGCGUGGCUCCUACUGUGCAGGAGAUGUCCAGGCACUCAUGAAUUCACUGAAUAGUUAACUAACAGCACAGUGGUGUACAUGUCCCCUUCAGAAAUAUGUAUUUGUGUUGAAUGGGGCUUACUUCCACGUAAGUGUAUACUAAAUGGCAUUCUAGGCUUUGGUUUAGGAUUGGCAAAGGAGAAAAUAGGAUUCUUGUGCUUUUGACAGGUGUAUCUCCACAAUCAGGACAUAGCUAACUUCCCAUGGCAAGCAUGGGGUUGGUGGGGGGUGGGAGACAGAAGCAGCAAUGACACUACCCACUGAUUUUUUGCAAUGCCUCCCAUGGCAGCCAUUUUGUGACUGGCCCCCCCCAUAACUCCCAAAAUUUGAAAUGUGCACCGUGGUCCUUGUCCUAAGUCUGGGAAUCAUAGCAACAAUUGCUACAGUAACAAUGCUGGAACAGUCAGUUAUUAUGCUCUUCCUUUGUAGUGGGCCAAGGUCUGAGUACAUCUCAUGCCUUUGAAUAAGUCGGGUCAGUUGUCAGGGUUGUUAUGCCAGGAAUUGGGGAAUGUUAUGGUCACAUGUAUAUUUUAUUAUUUCCUUUGCUCCUUUUUUAUUCAGGUGUUGAGGGCUACACAGAAACAUAGCAUGAUAACUAAAUUAAAAUGACUUUAUUUCUGCCAGAGCAUGGUACUGGAUUCCAGGCACUAAACCAAGUCUGAGCUAAUUAAGUAUUUAUUCCAGAUUCUUAGGGUUGUAUCCAAUGGUGGCUUUGCAUUAACAAAAGUGCAUAUACAAGGCAAGGCACCCUGUUUUCACCAGUCCUCCUUACUAAUUGCAGCUGUCUAUGCCUUAUCCCAUACUAUUCCAGAGGAGCCACGGGGCUGCACUGGAUAGGACAGACUGGCAAAUAUACGUUGCCCUUCUUGUAAAAGCAUUUCCCAUAGUGCAAAGGCACCAUUGGAUACAACUCUUAGCUUUUUUUUUUUUAACAUAUACCUAUAUUGGUUAUUCUUCAGAUUGCCCCUAUUUAGCAAUGCAUAAUAGUAGAGCUGGCUGUUUUAUUUAACUGAAAGUGGGCAGGCUUUUUCCACUCACCGUGUAGGGUUCACAUACGUCAAUAUGCCUUAUUUCAAAACACUUCUGCAAACAAAGUUUUGUGUGAGAAGAUAGAUGCAAGUUAAGGCUGAUUUUCACAAUUCUGAUACAUUUCUGAAGCUCCAGUCCUAUACACACUUGCCUAGCAAUAAGUCUCAUUAAACUUAAUGGGGCAUUCUUAUGAGUGCAUGUGCAUAGGUUUGCACUGUUAGGCUGCACAAUUCUAUGCAUACUUAUUUGAGAGCGCUUCACAUCACUUUAUUAAAAACCCUAGUUGUCUGGAAUGCCUUAAAAUGUACAUACCUGUUUUAAAAGGCUGAUCUUUAUUCCAAUACAUUAAAAUAUGCAAUUAGGCAUGUAUUUAAAAUAUUUAUAUCCACCAGCCAGUGUGGUGUAGUGGUUAAGGUGAUGGACUAUGACCUAGGACACCAGGGUUCGAAUCCCCACACAGCCAUGAAGCUCCCUGGGUGACCUUGGGCCAGUCACUGCCCCUCAGCCUCAGAGUGAGGCAAUGGUAAACCACCUCUGAAUACUGCUUACCAUGAAAACCCUACUCAUAGGGUUGUCGUAAGUCGGGAUCGACUUGAAGGCAGUCCAUUUUCCAUUUUUUUUCUUAUAACAGUUAAAGGUGGUUCAUAAGGAAAAAUUAUAAAAUAAAAAAAACACAAUUACCAAACAGAGCAGCGAACCAAGAACUAAUAACAGUUAAGAGAUCAGCUAAGCCCAGUGUCAGUACCCAAAUAUUUAUUUAUUUAAAAUACUUCUAUCCCGCCCUUCUACCCUAUAAUAGGGCACUCAGGGCGGCUUACAAAAAUAAAAUCAAAUACGUACAUAAUAAAAUUGUAAACAGUAAAAUCACAAAAACAUUACAAUAAUUUAAAAUACAUAAAAUACAAUUAAAAUACAUAAAAUACAAUAUAUAUAUAUAUACACACACACACAUGCACAUAUAUACAUAUGUAAUCCAUGGGGCUUUUAUGUAAUCAAUGCAAUACCUAUGUAUGUACUUCUGUUAUGCAUAAGUGCCUCUAAGCAGUUAGGAUUUGCAAGUAAAUGCUUAAUAGGUUGUUGUGCUCAUGAAGAAAGCACCUGCAAGGGGCUACGCUCAUUAGAGAUUGGGUCAAGUAACGGUCAUUAGGAAGACACAACCUACACUUAGCUGUGUUAUCUAGGAGGUUGAUGGGGAGUUAAGAAGACCGUUUGAUGCAUCUUCAAGGACAGUAGCAUUAGCCCUGGUCCAGCUAGCUGUAAUGAGCAGGAUGCGCCAAGGAUGGGCUGCACAUGCUGAUUAACAGUAGGGCACGUGCCGGGGAGAGAGUGGCAUAGAGAGGUCAAGAUGGCCUGUUUACAUCAGAACAGUGUACCUGCACGUAGGCAGGGCAAUCCAUCAAUUGCCCGGACACCUAGCACAGUGCCUUCACACAGAUCAAGAAUAAUCCAUCAGAUGCCUUGACACUCCACAUCAAGGGGUUCUGAUACUACAAAGAGAGUAAGAUGAUAGCAUGAACUCCAGUAAUCAUAGAUAGCUUUGAUGCCUAGUGGUGAUAUAGUCUGAUUAAUGAUGUACCCUGUCAAGAUGCAAUGAUUUGAUGUAAGAUAGUGGCUAAUGAUGUAUUCCGUCACCGCUUUGCCUUGCCAAGAUUUUCUCUAUAAAAGGUGCCUGUGCCGUGAGCUCAGGGUUCAGACCUCAACGCCUCUCUGUGAGGGACCUUGAGUCUGUUCCACUGGGUAGGCAUGCCUGAUAUGUACCCAAUAAAGCUUUCUCCUUUGUGAGUAAA
Molecule: messenger RNA, 5141 nt
Organism: Rhineura floridana
Lineage: Eukaryota; Metazoa; Chordata; Lepidosauria; Squamata; Rhineuridae
Gene: AFMID
Product: arylformamidase
Exons: 11
Coding region: 66-974 (302 amino acids)
Molecular function (GO): arylformamidase activity
Source: RefSeq, a predicted model, not a curated record